AUGAUGAGGAAACUGUUUAUAGCUAAACUGCGCGGAAGAUUUAGUAAAUAUGACGACAAUGGAAAUCGAUUUCUAUACGACAGAUACGACCGACACGACAGAUACUACAGAUACGACCGACACGACAAAUAUGACAGAUACGACCGACACGACAGAUACUACAGAUACGACCGACACGACAGAUACUACAGAUACGACCGACACGACAAAUACGACCGACACGACAAAUACGACAGAUACGACCUAUGCGAGAUAGAUACUACCGACACGACAGAUACGACAGAUACGACCGAUGCGUCCGACACGACCGAUGCGGCAGAUACGACAGAUACGACCGACACGACAUAUACGACAGACACGACGGAUACGACCGACACGACAAAUACGACCGACACGACAUAUACGACAGACACGACAGAUACGACCGACACGACAUAUACGACAGACACGACAGAUACGACCGACACGACUGAUGCGACCGACACGACAAAUACGACCGACACGACAUAUACGACAGACACGACAGAUACGACCGACACGACAUAUACGACAGACACGACAGAUACGACCGACACGACUGAUGCGACCGACACGACUAACAACAGACACGAGAGACACGACAGACACGACAGACACGACGGACACGACGGACACGACCGACACGACAGACACAACCGACCAGAACGACAGACACAUUUUUUUAAACAGUUUUCUGAAAAUCCCAACCUUGUCAAACUCUGUAGUGAUUUCCAAAUUAAAUUAAACGGCGAUAAACGGAAACAAUCAGGCUCAGGCUCAAACAUAACACUACCACAGGGACCUAUGUCACAACUCACACUCAUCAUCGUGGCAAUCCCGUAG
Spodoptera littoralis (African cotton leafworm) is the source of this 861-nucleotide messenger RNA. NCBI's taxonomy places the organism in Eukaryota, Metazoa, Arthropoda, Insecta, Lepidoptera, Noctuidae. The record is from the annotation of a GenBank genome assembly.